AUGGAUGAUUCCUCCUGUCCACGACGAGUACGCGCGGGGGCGCAAACGACACCAGCGGAACUCGCUGAGUGCACCUCACGUCACUCACAGCAUCUAGGAAGACCCGCCGCGACUCCGAAUGCCGUGUCCCCCCUUAUUGCAACGCCAGCACGUGCUUACAGAUUUCCUGCAGCUCGUUUGCUAGUUCGGGAUUCAGAAUCGCCCCCGCCGUCUGGUCUUUCAGCGAGGACAAGAGCCGUAGUUCCUUCAAAUAGAAAUCCAGGUACAAAUGGAUUUUUCUUUGGGAGCGCCCACACACGUAAGGAUACGGUGGGGCUGCUGGUAAGUGAGACAGUUCCCCGAAGGAGAGGAGGAAACGGAAAGGCAUUUUCAAGAACGAACAGCAUGUUCCAAGGAAGGGAGAGUCUCGUUGGACACGCCCCGGGAAAAAACAAGAACGAUGAAAUGUCUCCAGUCAUGUGUCUUUCCGAGGCACUGAGCCUUCCUCGAGAACGUCGCGGUUCAAGGAGGAAAUCGAUGCCACUCUACUCGUCGGUGUCUCAACCCCGUCUUCGUCGAAAUGGUCCUGUGGGUUUAGUGCCGACCCAUUCUCCUGGUUCCCCUGCGUCUUCACUGUACUGCGCUCCUGUGCCUGCGCCGUGUCAACUGUCUCCGGACGUAGGUUUUUGGCCAGCAGAGCACAAGUCACACCAGGACGAAAACGGGGCUGAACGAACAGAACACUUCCGCAUCUCCAGCGCGAGCCUCGUUGGUGGACCUGAAGAAGACAGAAGCAAGUCUUUUGCGUCUGCGUUUUCUUCUCCUUUCCAAGCGUCAUCUUCUUCCCCGGCCGGAGACUCCCCUGCAAACUCCUCAUCCACCCCGCUCUCGACCCUCCACCGUUCGUCUUGUCUUUCGAAUCCUUCCUCAUUCACAGGAUUGUCGGAACCCGAUGGAAGCGCGGUCCCUCUUGAGAGUGCUUCCUGGUCCGCUGACUUUGCUUCGCAAAACGCUCUGUCUUCUUCGUCGUCUGUCUCGCCUCCUCUCUUCUCCGCUGCGCAACUGCCAACGGACAAGGGGGAGCAGGAGAAGCCGCCUCUGGCAGGAGCAAACCCUAUCCGUUCGGACGAUCGUGAUCCAUGUGUGUCGUACUCCCCUCAGACCCGCAUUCGCCCCUGUGCAGAGGCGCGUGGCUCUCCGUGCAGGCUUUCUCUGUCUCCUUCCCCUUCUAAAGGAAACAUACCGGAGUCUCGCCAGGAGGGGAAUUCACUAGACCCCGCAAGUUCCUGUUCGAUACAGGCGCCAGGAAGGCAUGCUUCUUCGCCUACGAGCCGUCCACGAGGAAGUCGACUCUCUCUCAUGUGUGAUGCUGUAUGCCCCCCUGCUGCUGUCCUUUCUGCUUCAUCCUCUCUUCGUCCUUCUUCCCGCCUUCCUCCGUCGACGCCCUCGUUUCUUCCGGAGUCUCUGCGCUUGCCUCCUUCUUGUCUGGAAAUCACCCGUCGCGUUUUGGAGGCGACUCUCCGCAACCGCCACCUGAGCGUAGAAGUGGCGGCGCCUCUGCUGGUAGAUGAGAACGAGUGGAUAGCGAGUCAGCUAGCCAGGUGCGUAGCUGACCUUCAGUUGCUGCUGUCCUGCGUCUGGGACGCCUGUACUUGCCCAGUUAUGGCCGCGGGGUCUAUCUUUUUCUUGGUUCUCAAAUCUGCCUCGCCUUCGCAGACCCCUCUUCCCGGUGACCCCUGGCGUGAACAGCGACCCAGCCGCUUGGCCCGCCGGCCAGGCCCACAAAGUCUCCUCGGGAGCGCCACGCAGUGUCUCGUCUCCGACUUCCCGCCCUCGCUAGAGGGCGGAUUGGUCACAAGAAAAGUGUCGCGUUUUGAGUUGUUGAAACCGACCUUCCGAGACACACACUUGGACGCAGGUUUCUUCCUUACACGUGGCAACGACUAUCGGCUCGGAGAGUCUGGCCGCUGGCGUAGACCAGGCAGUAAGACUAACGACGCAGAGAGAAAGAAGCGUGUGGAGAAACAGAGAGAACAGGAGGGAAGGCACACGAGGCGCCUCGAGGAGGAUCUCUCUUCAGCUCUCACUCCUUCCCACAGAAGCAGUGACCGAGGCCUGCCUACGCGGUGGAACGCGUCACCUGAGAGGCGGCUACAGAAAGCUACAGAUGCCGAGGGUCACAUCACACUCGCCGUGUAUCCGAAUGCAGAAGAGCGCAACGUUCUAGGUCAGCCGCGGCGCCCAUUUCCGGUGGAGCACGGAACAGGGGGAAACCCCUCGCACACGAACCUUUUCACUUCCGAAUUCCCGGUCAGGCCCCGUUCUUCUCGUCCUCUGCGCAUCCAGCCUGCGAGAGAGUACAUGGAGACAGUUCUGGCUUGGUGUGUAGCUCAGGUGCACUACGGGGAGUUGCUGAGGCGUCCCCCGCAGGCGGCUGCUCGACCCCGUGGGUUUUCGAUCCUUCCUUCUGAACUCGCCACUGCACUUGCCGCGGAGAAUCGAAAACCUCCUGCGCACUCCGUUUCACAUCCAGCGCACCCGCGCUCCGGAGCAACGCCAGAGACCCCGGCGGGAACUGCGACUGGCGUUCUGGAGGCAGGCGAAGAGCAGUCCCGAACCGCGGGAGGGAGUGGGGUAGAUGCGAAGGGAAAGCGCAGCGAGACAGUUGGGGAAAUCGACGGUCGUCUCUUCCCGGGGUGGACCCGCGGGGGACCUGUGGACCGAGACACCGCACGAGAGACAAAUGCGAGGCAAGGAGGCAGUUGCUGGCCUUCGAGAGGCGUCCAGUUUUCCGGCGAGUGCGAACGAGCAGCAAACCACAAUGGAGAAGAAAGACGUUUUAAAGAGAUUUCUCGCCGCAUGUGUCGCCGCGUCUUCCGGUGCUACGCUCACAUUUACCACUACCACUUGGAUUUGCUCUACACGUAUGAUGUCCUCGCACACGUGAAUCGCUGCUUCAAGUUUUUUCUCUUUUUCGCCCACAAGUUCCAACUCCUCACAGAUGCAGAUACUGAGCCGUUGCGAAACCUUGUCACGCAUAUCCUUACGACGCCCCCACGCCAUGGCGAGUGUCGUCCAGAAAGACGGUCUUCUUCGUUACCUUCCUGUGCCUCUCCACCGGUUUCGCGUUCCUUCUUCCUCAAAGAUCCCGGGACAGAACUCAAAGGGACCUACAGAGCAGCGGACUCAGGUCUGUAUUUGUGUGAACAGUCGACACGUCUGGAUCCGACCAGCCAGGCGAGCUUUUCUCCCGCUUUUCCACCGGCACAGGCGUCGGAGAAAGCAUCUUGGGGUCACGUGUCUCCGUCUGUGGAUGCCUCCACACCACAGAGUCUCUCGCCAGAGCCCCCCGGAGAAACGUCGCCUUGUUCUGCCCGUCCCGGUUCUCUCUUGUCUCCACUAGGAAAUGCUGCCUUUCCCGCCGAUGCCGAAGGACCACACGAGGCCGAUCUCUCUUUCCCGCUCGCAUCGCAGCCCUUUCACGAUACUCCACCGGCGCUUGAUGGCAUGCCUUCUGCCUCAACGCUGUGCGACCAGCCUGCUCCCUCUGCGUUUCCUUCCUCUUCCUCCGCUUCGUUCCCGUGCCGCACCUCUACCGGGAUGCACGAGAAGCCGUCCGAUGCGCAGGGGACGCCACAGACAGAGAGUGAUGCUGUCCCUCUACCUUGUCGCGCUUCGGAGGCGUCUUUGGAGACACCUGGGGGCAGGUCGUCUUCUUGCUGCUGUUCUUCCUGCUGCGCCUCUUGUUCCGGCCCUGAGUCUUGUGCACUCUGGUCCACGGGGAUGUCUGUGCCUUCAGCAGGCACUGCCGGAGAGAAAGGCGAACGCGGAGGGCGACACGGAACGGGAGAAUCGCCGGAAGAAAGAGAGGAAGAAGCGGAGACGAAGGAGCCAGACAUAGAGGGUGAAAGCAGGCGGCAGAAAGAAGAAGGGGUACACGCACUCCAGGUUCGACAAAAAGAAGCCGCGGCGCCCGCGCAUGCAGACGCAGACAGUGGAGCCUCUCCCGACGAGCCGGGCGACCAGAGAACGGAGGACGAUCAGGAGCGCGAUCUGAUGAGGGCUUUGGAAUGCGAUUUACGCCAGUCAGAAGACCAGAGGAGAGAGAUUGAAGAGGCCUUUACUGACAGGGGUGAUCUUUCCGCCUUCGAAGACCAGAAACAAGACUGGCCAGGCCUGCCAGGCUCUCUCAGCCUCGGCUUGCAGCGAGUCGACAGCUACGAAGAUUUACCUCCGUUCCUUGAACUCGACGAGGAAGAGGGAAGUGAGAAGGGAACAUCUGAGGGAGAAGGCGGCACAGAGACAGAGACAGCGGUGCAGAGGAGUGCAUCCGAAGACAGAAACGAAGAGAGAGACACCGACAAAAAAGUCCAAGACGCAGAAGCCGAACGCACCGGUGAGCACGGUGAAAGCGUCGAGGAAGGGGACACACGCAGCUUCGGUGAGCCGAAACAAGAGAGACGCCAGCAAGCAGAUGAACAGAUGCUCGCCAGGAAUUCAGGAAAAGCCGAAGAGUCGAACGCGAAUCCUGGGGACGGAAACACGCGUGAUGGAAAAGAAAAAAGGAGAGUGCAACCCAUGCUGCCUCCGUUAGCCCUUCCAGCGCCGGAGCUGGACGAGAUUCGAGGGGCUCUGAGAGAGAUACAUGCGCGAAAACCCGCGACACCCUUUUCGGAACGUGAACCCGGGCAGAGAAGAGCAACAAAAGUGCUUCUCGAAUCUCUGCUUCUUCAGCGACAGCCAUACAUGUAA
Messenger RNA from Neospora caninum, 4731 nucleotides. RefSeq lists its product as hypothetical. Gene Ontology annotation, cellular component: cytoplasm; nucleus. Gene Ontology annotation, molecular function: protein kinase activator activity. Lineage: Eukaryota; Apicomplexa; Conoidasida; Eucoccidiorida; Sarcocystidae. Bases 1 to 4731 code for a protein of 1576 amino acids. Gene Ontology annotation, biological process: positive regulation of protein phosphorylation; signal transduction. The record is from RefSeq and is a predicted model, not a curated record. The transcript has a single exon.